GUGUGCGUGUAGGGGCACCCAUACGUGCGUGGGCAGGAGGGACCCUGCCCACCUGCCAGCGGUGUGUCAGCCCCGGCCGCCACCACCGGCAUGACCCCAGCCCUGCACGGUGCCACGGGCGGGCCCGGCAGGCGGGUGGUGGCCGCACCCUGGGUCGGGCGGGUGCCUCCUGCCACCCUGUCCCCAUCCUCAUCCUCGCCGAGGCUGGGCAGGCUCCGUGGCCCCACCGGCUGCCCCCAUGCAGCAGGAGCAGGGGGCACGGGGCCCCGGCACCCCCGAGGCCGAGGUCAAGGCUGUCGUCGUGGGGGACGGGGCCUGCGGGAAGACGUCUCUGCUGGUGGCCUUUGCCAGGGGGGACUUCCCCAAGGUCUACGUCCCCACCGUGUUUGAGAAGUACACGGCCUCCCUCCAGGUUGGCGACAAGCCCGUGAAGAUCCACCUCUGGGACACAGCAGGACAGGAAGACUAUGACAGGCUUCGCCCGCUGUCCUACUCAGAUGCCAACGUUGUCCUCAUCUGCUUUGACGUCACCAACCCCAACAGCUACGACAACAUCCUAAUAAAGUGGUACCCGGAGGUGAACCACUUCUGCAAGGGCGUCCCGGUGCUGCUGGUGGGCUGCAAAACCGACCUGCGGCAGGACAUGGCGGUGCUGCACAAGCUGCGGGAGGGACACAUGGAACCCAUCUCCCACCAGCAGGCAAAGGCCAUGGCCCGGCAGAUCCACGCCGUGUCCUACUCGGAGUGCUCGGCCAGGUACCAGGAGAACAUCGGGGACAUCUUCGUGGAGGCCUGCGGUGCCGCCCUCAGCGCCGCUCGCCAAAGCCGGCGCAGGAGGGGACCCAGGAGGGGCUGCGUGCUCUGCUGAGCCCCCCACCCCCGCCGUAGCUCCUGGGACCUGCCGCUGGCCCCCCAACGCCGGCUCGGGACGGCGCCUCGGCUCCCCACCCCCGCCACCAGACCUCCGCCGCCACGCUCCGGUCGCCCCCCCCCCCGCAAGCCGGCCCUGUGGGGCUGGUGCUGCCGUGGGGUGCCAGCGGGACGGCACCCCACACCCGGCACGAAGAAACCGGUGCCGCCACGGAACCCAGCGUCCGAGCGUCCUCCGCCGGCCUGCCCGCACCGAGCCCCGCGGGCUGGGGGGCUCCGGAGAACUGAUUUUGGGGGGCGGCAGAGGGGG
Phalacrocorax carbo (great cormorant) is the source of this 1180-nucleotide messenger RNA. The record is from RefSeq and is a predicted model, not a curated record. NCBI's taxonomy places the organism in Eukaryota, Metazoa, Chordata, Aves, Suliformes, Phalacrocoracidae.